UUCAGACUCUCAUGGUCUUCAGAUGGUUUCGCUCGAGCACAAAGUGAAUCGGCGAGAGAUUCACGCGCGCGUGUGUUCGUGAUUUGAAUGUAACACGUGCUCGAUACUUUCACGCCGAUAGUGUUUGAUGUCGCCGCUCGGUCGGGUGGGUUCGGUUCGGGUCGUAAUGCAGCCUUCAUCGUCUUCAUCAUCAUCAGGGUUGUUGUUGUUUCUUCUUCUGUCAAGUUUUUCUCUUGUUUUGGCCUGUAAUAAAGCUCUGUGCGCCAGUGACGUCAGCAAGUGUCUCAUUCAGGAGUUGUGUCAGUGCCGGCCGACGGAUGGGAACUGUUCGUGCUGUAAGGAGUGUCUGAUGUGUUUGGGUUCUCUAUGGGAGGAGUGCUGUGACUGUGUGGGCAUGUGCAACCCGAAGAACUUCAGCGACACGCCGGCGACGGCCAAGAGUACGGUGGAGGAGCUGCAGCGUCCGAUCCCGUCCCUCUUCAGAGCGCUGACCGACGGAGACGCGCCCAUCAACAUGAUGGUGGUGUCGUUUCCCGUGGCCGAAGAGCUGUCCUACCAUCAGAACCUGGUGUCCUUCCUGGAGACGAUGGAGGACGCGCAUCACAACGUGUCUCUGCCCGGGAACAGCAUCCACGCCAGCUACGACACGCAAGAUAAGCUGUGUACGGUGGUGUAUUUCGACGACUGCGUGUCCAUCCGUCAGUGUAAGCAGUACUGCGAAUCGAUGGGCGGAUCGAAAUACCGCUGGUUCCACAACGCCUGCUGCGAGUGCAUCGGACCCGAGUGCGUCGACUACGGCAGCAAAGCCGUCAAAUGCAUGAACUGCCUGUACUGACGUCACGUCUUCAUCUGUCCUGGUGUUCAGAGCUGAGGCUCAUGGUUGUGUAUAUAUGUUGUUUUUAUUCUUGCAGAUUCAAACACAUUCCGAUGAGAAACAUGAUCUUGAUAGAGAAUAGAUGCAAAUCUGAGCUUGUGUGAUGUUACUCAUAUUCAGCUUUUAUAAUGAGUCCAGGUCUUUAUUAAGACCGAUUGAUUUCAUAUGGAGUUAAAAAUCAUUAGUUUGUCUGCAGUAAAAUCUCUGCCAGUAAAGAAUAAACUCUCAUGUUUCCAGAA
Molecule: messenger RNA, 1113 nt
Organism: Labeo rohita (rohu)
Lineage: Eukaryota; Metazoa; Chordata; Actinopteri; Cypriniformes; Cyprinidae
Gene: twsg1b
Product: twisted gastrulation BMP signaling modulator 1b
Exons: 5
Coding region: 128-835 (235 amino acids)
Biological process (GO): regulation of BMP signaling pathway
Source: RefSeq, a predicted model, not a curated record